AUGCCAGAUGGGGCACACAACACGUGCAGCUACAACGACACAAUCAUCCACAACAGACCCACCAACCUCAACACAACCAACUACAACACCAUCUCCCUCAACGACACAAUCAUCCACAACAGACCCACCAACCUCAACACAACCAACUACAACGCCAUCUCCCUCAACGACACAAUCAUCCACAACAGACCUACCAACCAUAACACAACCAACUACAACACCAUCUCCCUCAACGACACAAUCAUCCACAACAUACCUACCAACCACAACACAACCAACUACAACGCCAUCUCCCUCAACGACACAAUCAUCCACAACAGACCUACCAACCACAACACAACCAACUACAACACCAUCUCCCUCAACGACACAAUCAUCCACAACAGACCUACCAACCACAACACAACCAACUACAACACCAUCUCCCUCAACGACACAAUCAUCCACAACAGACCUACCAACCACAACACAACCAACUACAACGCCAUUUCCCUCAACGACACAAUCAUCCACAACAGAGCCGCCAACCUCAACACAACCAACUACAACACCAUUUCCAUCAACGACACAAUCAUCCACAACAGAACCACUAACCUCAACACAACCAACUACAAUACGAUCUUCAACAAAGGGUCCAAUGACUACAAAAUAUCCUUCAACAACAAAAACAGCACCAAUGCAUCAAUCAACGUCGGCGUCCAUUGCAACACAGUCUACAAAAGCGAAUUCAAUUACGUCAUCAAUGACAGAGAUAACGACAACUAAACUUGCGGUCACCGAUCAACCUUCUACUAAACCGACAACGCAGUCAACGACAACACAAUCGACUUCUCCGGGGACACGAAAAACGACUAAGGCAUUGACUCUAUCAACAGAACAAUCCUUUUCACAAGUCCUUGCUGAUUGCCCAUGCACUUAUUACAAUACAUUUAUCACUGUGCCGGGAAUAGGGACUCUGCACUGUGCCAAUCCCGAUAGACGGCGCUGUAUUGAUGGGAAAUGUCAUUGUCUGUUGGACCCCGAGGAUCCUUAAUAGUUUCAUUAGUACAGAGCUGUUUUAUUACUGUAAAAAUAAUUAAAAUACAUGGUGAAAUUCAGCUGUCUUAUUGCAUAUUCAGCUAUA
Ostrea edulis (European flat oyster) is the source of this 1123-nucleotide messenger RNA. RefSeq names its product probable basic-leucine zipper transcription factor S. The transcript has 4 exons. The coding region runs from base 1 to 765 and encodes 254 amino acids. NCBI's taxonomy places the organism in Eukaryota, Metazoa, Mollusca, Bivalvia, Ostreida, Ostreidae. The record is from RefSeq and is a predicted model, not a curated record.